AUGUCGUUCGGAAAGCUCUACUCCUACGCGGGCAACCCCCGCUCCACGGCCAUCCGCGCCGUCGCGAAGGCGAACAACCUUGAGCUUGAGGAGGUGGAGGUCGACACCAAGCAGCCGACCGCUGACUUCCUCGCGGCCAACCCCCUUCACAAGGUCCCGACCUUCGUUGGCGCCGAUGGCUUCGUCCUCACCGAGUGCAUCGCCAUCGCUGUCUACGUCACCUCUCAGAAUGAGAAGACCACCCUCCUCGGCAAGACCAAGCAGGAUUACGCUUCCAUCUUGAGGUGGCUGUCGUUCUUCAACAGCGAGGUGCUGCCCAAGCUCGGUGGCUGGUUCCGCCCCCUGCUCGGCAAGGACCCCUACAACAAGAAAGCUGUCGAGGAGUCGCAGAAGGCUGCCAACGCGGCCAUCGCCAUCGUUGAGGAGCGCCUCCGUGACAACACCUUCCUCGUCGGUGAGCGUAUCACGCUCGCUGACAUCUUCGCCACUGGCAUCAUCUCCCGUGGCUUUGAGUACUUCUUCGACAAGGAGUGGCGCAAGACCAGCCCCAACGUCUCGCGUUGGUUCGAGACGGUCUACAACCAGCCCAUCUACUCGGCUGUUGCUCCUCCGUUCUCGCUCCUGGACACCCCGAAGUUGACCAAUGUGGCCCCCAAGAAGGCCGAGCAGCCCAAGGCCGCCAAGCCAGCUGCUGCCCCCAAGCCGGCUGCCAAGGCCGCCGAUGAUGAGGAUGACGCCCCUGCGGAGGCACCUAAGCCCAAGCACCCCCUGGAGGCUCUCCCCAAGGCCUCGCUCCCCCUCGAUGAGUGGAAGCGCCAGUACUCCAACCAAGAGACCCCUGAUGCUCUCAAGUGGUUCUGGGAGAACGUCAAGUUCGACGAGUACUCGAUCUGGAAGGUCGUCUACAAGUACAACGAUGAGCUUACUCUGACUUUCAUGUCGAGCAACCUCAUCGGCGGCUUCAACACCCGCCUUGAAGCGUCCCGCAAGUACGUCUUCGGUUGUGCGUCUGUGUAUGGCGUCAACAACGACUCCGUCAUUGAGGGUGCCUUCGUGAUUCGCGGCCAGGAGUUCGAGCCCGUUUUCGACGUCGCUCCGGACUAUGAGAGCUACGAGUUCACCAAGCUUGACCCCACCAAGCCCGAGGACCGGGAGUACGUUGAGCUGCAGUGGUCGUGGGAGAAGCCCGUCGUCGUCAACGGCAAGGAGUACCCCCAUGCCGCCGGCAAGGUCUUCAAAUAA
This is a messenger RNA of Dichotomopilus funicola, 1242 nucleotides long. RefSeq lists its product as uncharacterized. Gene Ontology annotation, molecular function: translation elongation factor activity. The record is from RefSeq and is a predicted model, not a curated record. Gene Ontology annotation, cellular component: cytoplasm; nucleus. NCBI's taxonomy places the organism in Eukaryota, Fungi, Ascomycota, Sordariomycetes, Sordariales, Chaetomiaceae. Gene Ontology annotation, biological process: translational elongation. The coding region runs from base 1 to 1242 and encodes 413 amino acids. The transcript is spliced from 4 exons.